UUGGUCUAAGGACGCACGAGGCGUUCCUUCGUGGAAGCAUCUGCAGGAGGAGCCUCUGCCGAUCUGGGCACGUGGUGCCAAAGGGUGCGAGUCUCCAUCAGGGUCUCCCAGCUGGAAAAUAAUAGACCGUAGAGGACAGUCAGGGUGAGGCGGAGCGAUUGAUCCUCUCUUUGCAGCAACCCACUCAACGGGGGUGAGCCAAGCUCCAGUGUCUCCUGCAGCUGGAGCCAUCGGCUGGGAGCAGCCAAAUCCCCGCAGCAGACGGCUUCCAGGGUGAAUGGAGGGGCAGAGGCCAGGGUGCAAAGCUGCAGCUGCUGUUCUAGCUGGGUCCUUGCUCUCCUCCAUCCUCCAAACCACCAGAGUCAGAGCCCUGCAGGGCUCCCCACUGAUGCCGCUGCUGGAGGACGUUAUCCCGGAGAACAUCAGCUGGGCUGCCGAGGAAGCCCAGGGCAAUGAAUCCUCAGAGCACGCGUUUUUCUCUCUGGAUUAUCAACAUGUCCAAGUGCCCUUUGAAAUCACGCUCUGGAUCAUGCUUGCUUCCUUGGCCAAAAUAGGAUUUCAUCUAUAUAACAAGCUGCCUUCCGUCGUUCCCGAAAGCUGUUUAUUGAUAUUUGUUGGACUCAUCAUGGGGGGAAUCAUCUACGGCUUAAAUGACAAGUCACCGCCGGUUAUGGACAGCGACAUCUUUUUCCUUUACCUCCUGCCACCCAUCGUCCUUGACGCUGGUUACUUCAUGCCCAGCCGUCCCUUUUUUGAGAACAUCGGCACUAUCCUCCUCUAUGCGGUCGUGGGGACGAUAUGGAACGUGUUUGGGAUCGGCUUUUCCCUGUACGGGAUCUGCCAGGUGAAAGCCUUUCACUUGCAGGACGUGUCGUUGCUCCACAACCUUCUGUUCGGCAGCCUGAUCGCCGCCGUGGACCCUGUGGCGGUGUUGGCGGUGUUCGAAGAGAUACAUGUCAAUGAAAGACUACACAUUUUGGUCUUUGGCGAAUCACUCCUGAACGACGCAGUGACGGUGGUGCUCUACAAGCUAUUUCGAUCUUUCUGUGAAAUGCCAGCCGUCAAAAGCGUGGAUGUUUUUGCUGGAGUUGGAAAAUUCUUUGUGGUUGGGCUAGGAGGAGUUUUAGUAGGUCUUACUUUUGGGAUGACUGCCGCCUUUACCACGCGAUUCACCAAGGACAUCCGUGUCAUCGAACCGCUCUUUGUCUUCCUGUACAGCUAUCUUUCCUACCUCACUGCCGAAAUGUUUCACCUUUCGGGGAUCGUGGCCAUCAUUGCUUGUGCCAUGGGAAUGAAACGUUACGUGGAGGCCAACAUCUCUCUGAAGUCGCAUACCACAGUCAAAUACUUCAUGAAGAUGUGGAGCAGUGUUAGCGAUACCCUCAUCUUCAUCUUUCUUGGAGUUUCCACCAUUGGAGAAAAUCAUGAGUGGAACUGGCCGUACAUUUGCUUCACUGUUAUUUUCUGUCUCAUGUGGAGAGCACUGGGGGUUCUUGUGCUGACUUUCUUUGUGAACAGAUUUCACGUGAACACCAUCACCAGCAAAGACCAAUUCAUUAUAGCGUACGGGGGUCUCCGAGGAGCCAUUUGUUUCUCUUUGGUUUUCUUGCUUCCUGACUUUCACAGAAAGAAGCUCUUCAUUGCAGCAACAACAGUUGUCAUCCUCUUCACCGUGUUCGUACAGGGAAUGACCAUCCGUCCUCUCGUUGACUUGUUGGCUGUCAAGAGGAAAAGAGAGAGUGCUCCCACAGUGGGAGAGCAGAUCCAUAUUCGGUUCUUGGAUCAUUUGCUGGCUGGCAUUGAAGAUAUAUCUGGACACUGGGGACAGUAUUACUGGAAAGACAAAUUAGAAUAUUUCAACAGCAAAUACCUGCAGAAGAUCCUGCUUCGAGAAUACGACCAGCCAAAAUCAAGUAUCGUGCUUCUCUAUGAAAAGCUGGAGCGGAAACAUGCCAUUGAGCUGGCAGAAGCAGGGCAGCUGGGUCAUGCCCCGUCUCACCCAUCCUUGCUCAACAACGACAGGACUGUCAUAACAGACAAAAAAUUGGAAGAUACUCUGAAUCCGGAUGUCCUGGAAAAUAUACAGGAAAUAUUGGCAAGGAACCUGUACCGAAUAAGGAGAACGGGGCCGGCGUACAACAGGCACACCCUUCCCGGAGAGACCGAGCCCGUGGAGCACGCCAAGGAGAUCCUCAUCCUCCGGCACAAGAGCCUGCGGGUGGAAGUGAGCGGAGGCGACGGGGUCAGCUCCAGGAAGGAGAAGGAUGACUCCUCCUCAGCGCAGGGCGAGUCCAGCACGCAGCCCAAGCUGUGCCGCUCCUUCACCGUGGGGGAUGCGGAAAAAGUUCGGGAAGUGAAACGGAACCGGUCGAAGUCGGUGUGUGUCAUCCCACCGCCACAGCCCAGCGGGACGGCCUGGGGUGAGAAGAAAGAAACGGAGAAAGAGCUGACUUUGGAGAUGUAAAAGCACGAGUGAUGCUGCGUCAUGCUUCCCAUGAUGGGCCUGACCGUUUCAUGGGUGGCUGCUAUCCGUGUAGAUAAUGUAAAUAAGAUGAAUAUCGAAAAGGACAGCGUGGACAGGGCAAAAUAUCCUGGGUGGUUUGCAAAGCACGUGCUCUCAUUGCACGAGGCGGGGUUUUUAAAGGGGACCAAGGGAAAAGACGCGCAGCUGAGCACCAGCAGCGCAAGGGAAUGUCUGGGAGAGGAGCUCAGGAAAAUCGGUCUGUUCAGCCUGGGAAAAUUGCUGAAACUGUCUGCAAGUGCAAGAAAGGAUGUUUUAAUAAGGUGAGAUAUCAGAUCUUCUCAUUAGUCAGCAGGGGACAGACUAAACAGCAGGGAGCAUUUAGAUUAUAUGUUAGGAAAAACUUCAGAAUCUCAAGGAAGGUUUUAUUAGGCGAUGGAGCACGUCACCAGGAAAGACAGCAGAAACAGCGAAAGAUCUCUUCCGCUCCUCAGGAACUGAUGGGUCCUGACUACAAACAUUAAUCAUGUGAAGCCCAGAGUUAAAUCACAUAGUUAAAUAAGGCGUUGCGUCUUACCAGAGGUACUGCCCCACACCUAGACACAGUUCUUUUAAUGAAAACUUAUUACAGCUGCGUUAAAAGAGGAAAAUGUAUUCUUACCGAGUUUUUAAAAUUUAUUUAAGAAACGGUUCGCCUCAGAAAAUAAAACGGGGAAGCUCUAAAUCCAGUGGCGACAGCAGGAGAAGACCGUGCCAGCCCUGAAACAGACGGGCCAGCCUCGUGCUGUGACUGGUGGUUUGCAGCAAGCCUGCAAAGGCUCUGCAGAAAGAUCUCCGCUGCCGUGGCCGCGGGCAGCAGGGUCAGACGGGGCUCGAAUGUGUCUCCUUAGAAGAUGCAGCGGAGAGAGGGACCCAAAACCUCGCUGCUGUGGAGUGCUUCCGCCGGGAGAGGUGCCAUCCCCUUUGCAGAGCAGAUGCAGACAUACUCCAGGGGCAGCACCUGAGGAAUCUCCACAUUUGGGUAAUUCUCUUUGAAACUCCAGGUGAGCGUUCAAGCCUUCGAAUUCUUGUCCUUAGCUGAACCCAAAAGGCUAAGUUUUAGCAUUGCAAACAUCCACAUUUUUCUUCCUCUAACCCUUCCUCUGCACUGAAGGACCCAAGAGCAUUUAAUCUUGAGUGGCCAAAGAGACUCUGAAUUGAAAAUAAAGGAAACUGUAGGAAUUCCCAUACUCCCCUCCGUGGUAUUUUUGGAUUUCCAGAGCCAAUCUGCUGUGUGCGGAAAUAUUCCAUUAGGAGACCACUGCCUGGUACACCGGGACCUUCUUUUUAAACUAAAGACACCACAUUGUGUGUAUUUACAAUGACGUGGAGGUCUCGUUUUCAUCUGAACAAAUGCCUUUAUGAUGUCGUAACAUAAGCUGAUGUAUUUCAUUUUGACUUGAAGGCCACUGGAAGUUCACCUCACUGCAAAUGAAAAUUGGACCUUUUAGCCUUAGAUGUGUAUUCUGUGUGUGUGUAUAUACAUAUAUGUACAUAUUUACUGAUUUUAGUACGAGUCCA
Messenger RNA from Grus americana (Whooping crane), 4021 nucleotides. Its product is annotated as sodium/hydrogen exchanger 2-like. NCBI's taxonomy places the organism in Eukaryota, Metazoa, Chordata, Aves, Gruiformes, Gruidae. Bases 278 to 2464 code for a protein of 728 amino acids. Gene Ontology annotation, biological process: sodium ion transport; regulation of pH; proton transmembrane transport. Gene Ontology annotation, cellular component: membrane. The transcript has 12 exons. The record is from RefSeq and is a predicted model, not a curated record. Gene Ontology annotation, molecular function: sodium:proton antiporter activity.